Cladocopium goreaui is the source of this 1089-nucleotide messenger RNA. The record is from the annotation of a GenBank genome assembly. Lineage: Eukaryota; Dinophyceae; Suessiales; Symbiodiniaceae.
AUGGACGUCGGAAAAAAACAACUCAGCGAUCUGCGGCUGAGCCAAAGGCUACGUUUCUUCCUGACCUGGACGGCCAUACGAUGCCGCGCAACUGGACGUGUUGGUAUUGGUCAUUGGCGUUGCCGUAAUCUGAUCCAGGUGGAUAGAGAAGCAAUACAUGAACUUCGCGGUCUGGUGGGUCGACUUUCACAGAACUCAGGCUUGCCUUCCAUUGCAUACGAAGGGCACACGUACACUCUGGUCUUCAGGGACUUUUUGGAGGGGCACAGCUGCUCCGCUGCACGCUGGACCAUGGAACUGCUAGUGGCGCAGCUGGCUGCGCAACGCAUGGAGAACAGGCAAGCGGUUCAGCCGUUGGCAUUGUUCUUCCGCCCACUAGGACUCUCAGUGUUCCAGGCACUCCUUUGGGGCUCCGGUGCGUCAUGGGCACAAGUGUCCCGCUCGGGCUGGGGCACCUUCGCCCUGCUCUCCUCCUUGGCUCGUGACUUCGGUCGCCUGCUGCGGCGUUCACCUGGGCAGCCUGAGGCGUCGAGGUCCUUCGCGGAGGCUUCGAAAUCCUAUUGGCCAAAGAAGGAAAUGGAAGACCUUGCCAUGGAGGUGCCGAAGAUGCUGGAACUUGCGAUUGAGCAUUUACAACUCGUGAAUCGCUCCGCCAACUGGGACUUUGAGAGCCUCUCCAUCCACAUGGAAACGGUGGAGGCGGUCGUUCGUGGAUGGUCGAGAAGUGCCAUCAUCGCUGGCAUCCACGCUACGACUGUGAUAUCUCUCCUACUGCUAGAGCGACAAAGCGAGGACUUCUGGCGUUUGGUGGAUGAAGUAUUGCUACCCGAUGCGGUAGAACUCUGUUUGCCUCAAGCUGUUCUAGGCUCAGAAUACGAUCCAUCGCCAUGCAGCCAGCGUCAUUGCCGUCCGCUCUGGGGCCGCGACGCAGCCCUCGUCGCGGCCGCGGCGCUUCGCAACGCGUCGGCCGUGCGCAUCUUCCGCGUCGAGCCCAGGCGACGGCUGCUGAGUGACAACCUUCGCAGUGGCUGUCGCGUUCCGCAGCCGCAGAUCUGGUGGGUCAAGUCGAGCGCCAAAAUGGCUGAGUGA